AUGCCAGGGGCGCCAUCUCCGCGCCCAUUCGGGUCCCCGUCCCGGCCGUCCUCAGCCAGCGGCAUCCCGCUUCAGGCCACGCCCCGCCGCCUGGACCUUGCGGUGGUCUGUCUCGCGGGAAGUCACCAGCCCCCGGCCCCCUCCGGCCCCCUCGCCCCAACUGCCGAUCCCCCCAUCCCCGUUGUCACCGCCCCUCUCCCUUCCUCCGCCCACUUGACUCUCAUUGGUUUCCUUCCCUUGCAGGGGGCGGGGCCAGCGGGGAGCGCUGCGGGAUUGGUCAGCCGCGCAGAGCGCGCCGGCUCGCGCCACACACAGCGUUGCGGUCUGGUGGUGAGAAGAUGCGACCGCUUCAUCCGCCUCAGCCAGCUGCUUCCUUCUCGUCAGAUUCCGUCACCUGCGGCUCCGCUGCUGCCUCGCUCGCCUCGGACUCUGCCGCCACCGACCGCAUCCUCUCAGCCCCGCUCCGGCCUCCCGCAGGCCCGCCGCGGGCACGCCGUCUGCCGCGGGACAGCGGAGUCCCCGUCCCCGCUGCAGGUCGCGACGGCGCCGACCGCGGGCCCCGAGUUCAGUCUCCGCCUCCUGCUCGUGCUCCUGCUGCUGCGGCGGGACUGUCACUGGGCGGCGCGCGGAGAUGCUCGCUCUCUUUGCUAUGACUUCACCAUCAUUCCUAAGCUCAGACCUGGACAAUCAUGGUGUGAGGUUCAAGGCCAGGUAGAUGAAAAGACUUUUCUUUCCUAUGACGUUGGCAGAGACGAGGUGAAAUCCUUGAGUCUCCUGGGAGAGGAGGUGAAUGGCACGAGGGCCUGGCAAGAACAGAUGGAAACGCUGAGAGACGUGGGGGGCUUGCUCAGGCAGCAACUUCCGGACAUUAAACCUGAGAAAUACACAGACGGCAUCACCAACCACGGCUCCAGCUUCAACCCCAUCCGGGGCCACGAUCAUCACUCCCAUCGCCUGGAUCCUCUCGGUGACUUUCGCCUGCUCUCUUCUCCUCGGCAUCCUAGGCUGAGUCCUUCACAGCCAGCCUCCUGCAGAGCCCAGAUCCUGAGUGACUGUGCAGCCCCUGCCUGGAGCAGAGAGGCUCACAGUCUUUGCUAUGAGUUCACCAUCAGUCCGAAACCCAAACCAGGACAACCCUGGUGUGAGGUUCAAGGCAAGGUCAACAGAGACAUGUUUCUGCACUACCACUGUGGUGGCGAGAAGUUCGAACCCGAAGGUCGUCUGGGGAUGAAGGUGAACACUACAGAGGCCUGGGGGAGACAGUCAGAAGCUCUGAAAGAGCUGGUGGAAGAGCUCAGAAAGAAACUCCUUGAGGUGGAACGAGAGAUUUCCACAACCAGCGAUCCUCUCACCCUGCAGGGCAGGAUGAUGUGUCUCUGUAAAGCCAAUGGACGCACCAGUGGAUCGUGGCAGUUUGGCUUGGAUGGACAGAUAUUCCUCCUCUUUGACUCAGAGAACAGAAACUGGACAGUGCUUCAACCUGGAGGCAGGCUGUUAAAAUGGACGUUGGCCAAUGACAGAGAUGCAACGACGUUCCUCAUGAAGAUCUUAAAUGGAGACUGUAGGAACUGGCUUGAGCAAUUUUUGUUGCACUGGGAGAAAAUGCUGGAGACAACAGCAUCACCAACCACAGCCCCAGCUACAGCCCAAUCCAGGGCCACAGCCAUCACUCCCAUCACCUGGAUCCUACUGGUGACACUCCUCUGCUCUCUUCUCCUUGGCAUCCUAGGCUGAGUCCUUCAGAGCAACAGGCCCUCGUGGAAUGGAUGAUGCCCACCCUCAUUGGUGAGGGCCAUCUUCUUUACGCAGUCGCCUGAUUCAAAUACUAAUCUCUUCAAGAAGCACCCUCACGGACAAACCAGAAAGAAUGUUCUACCAGCUGUGAGGACAUCCUUUAGCUCAGUCAAGUUGACAUAUAGAAUUAACCAAGACAAAGACCUCAUCUUGCUUGGCAGCAAUUACUUAGGCAGGGUCAGCAUAGAGUUCUGACAACUCCUCGCUGUCAGAAGCCAGUAGGAAAGUGCAGGGGCUCACACGAAGGUUAACAGCCCGUUUAUGCUAAAGAAAUUUAGCAAAAUCUGGCCUAACUCACACCAGAUUCUCCCUUUGGGAGGGGCUCACAGUGGCGGGGAGGGAGACAACAGGAACAUGAGGCAGGGGCAACACGCAAAUUUAGGUGUGGGCAUCAGGGUGGCUCCACACGAUGUGUCAUAGGGAAGGGAUUCUAUCCAGAUGCCUAGAGGAGAGGGGCCCGGGACCAAUCGCAGGAAGAGGGGCGGGAAGGCCUUGCAGACCCAACUCAAAAAGCUGGAGUUUAAGGCUGCAUCCCCACAGAAAGCGGCUUGGGUGAUGGCAGGUAGGGCAGAAGGUGAAGAGUAGAGACUGUCUGGAUGAGAUUAGAGGGAGGUCAGUUCUCCAUGGACACCUGGGAACCCUGGCCCAGCCCUGCUGCAGUCACCUGGCAGCCACCCUCCUGCUGUGGACCCCCGAUCCUGAGGCACUGCACCCCGCCUGGAGCAGAGGUGACUCAGGAGAUAGGUGGGACUGGGUUGGUGUUGGGGUUGGAUAAGGACAGCUCAGCUGGACCAGGAAUGGAUGGGGUGGGGCAGGAACCAUCACACUCAGGGCUUUUGAGCUGCCAGCAGGGUGAGGAGAGGCUGAGAGAGGAGGAGAAAGGAGGAUCUUUGCCUGCAACCCUCCCCAGUGCUCGAGGAACCAGGAUCCAGGCCCCUCUCUUUGCACGGGGCUGCCACUGGGUCCUCUAGGCCUUGCCAUUGGAGGGAGGAUCAGGAUCUAAGUAAGCAGAAGAGAUUGAAUCAUUACUCACUUUAUUCCUGAGACCCAAAGCGCCAUCGUGGGGCCCAGAGCUGACUGUGUCACGUGGUAAAGGAGAGGGGAAGUUGGUCCAGGCUGCAGGACUAGCGCUGGGGGUAGGAGUGGAGGGAACCUCAUGACCCUCAGUGAGUGUGGUGCUCUUAGAUGGGGCGUGACUGGGGAGGGGUAGCCCCAGGAGAACUGACCCAGGUUUUCCUCAGUCCCUGGGACAAACUCCUGUGCCCCUUUUAGAGGCUGGAGUUGCUACCCAGAAGCCCCUGGAGUCUGCUCUAGUUCCUCCCAUCUCCCUUCUGGUUGGUGGCCUUUCGGUCACCUCCCCUGCAUCUCUCCCCCACCUUGGGUUUCAGUCCCUACAGCAAAGGCUGAGGCCCCCAGGAGUCUUGAGGAUCAAGGAGAUGCAGCAUUGCUUUCGCUUUAUGCCCUAGCCAAUAAUCCUACUUUACAGUUUUUCUAAACGUCGGUGCCAUUUCUCUUAGUGCUAAGUGUUGGGAUUCCUGCACUUAGCCUUCGAACUGCUUCAAUUAGAAUUCUCAACCAGAGACCAUUUUCCACCUCCUCUGGUUGUGGAAAAUCUGAUGCAUCUCUGCAUCCUGACCUCGCUCUUGCAAAUGAUAUUGUCAGAAAAGUGUCAUGUGAGAUUGCAGAACCUCAGGGAUUCUUUCUCUGUCCUGAGGAACAGCCUCAUGUCUCUUAAACAGAACAAGAUUAUGUUUAUGAUGGUUUCCUUUAGUAAUUUAUUACUCUCUCAUGGAUAUUUAAAUGAACAUCUUACUUGUUAAAAAAUUAAAUUAUUUCAGAAUUUUCUUUUAUAAUCCAGUAGAAAAGUAAUGGCUUUCACUUUUCCUACAUGUUAUGGAGUAAAUAAAACCAAUGUUUCUGCUAGAUUACUUAUGGAAACAGAAUGAAGGAUCACUUGUAAAUUAUCUAUCAAGCGGUAGAUUGUCAGUCUCAAACAUUACCCUCACACCCUGAUGCAAACAAAUAUUCUGGGACUUAAGCAACAAGAAUCUUUCUGAUGUCAGCCCAGAUCCCCACCCCAGCAGUGACAUUUCUGUGAUCCCUCCACCCUGAGUCGUCUCCUUAGUGAGAAGUCAGUCUUCACAGCAGAAAUAGCUCUACUACUAAAUGGUGUCUUACUCCCCAUGGAAAAAGGAUCGGUAUCCAGAAUAUAGCAAGAGCUCCUACAGAUAAAUUGGAACAAGUCUGAUUCUUCAAAGAUACAGGGCAAAUGAUAUGAGGAGUAUAAGCCUGUGACAAGAUUGAAAAUCUCACAAAUAAUGAAGAAUACUGUAAUUAGAAGGAGAACAAGAUAUCCUCACAUGCCCAUGACAGUGGAAAAUAUUUUUAAAUAUAUCAACACUUACGUGUGGACAGGAAAUGGAAUACCAGGAAUUCUCUUACAUUGUUGGCAUGAAUCAACCUUAAAAUACUGUAUAAUUUUACACUAUCUAGUAAGGCGGAAGACGUGCUCAUCCUACUCGCAGCAGAGUCGGUGUUCAUUCCGGUCUCGCAAAUAUGUACCUGUAGAUAUACUGUUGUUUAUUGUAGUGGUGGUGUUGUAGCAAAAAUAUAGCAACAAGCUGAAUUUCCAGAGAAAAGGAGCAUAUAUUAAAAAAUGUCAGUGAAAGA
Molecule: messenger RNA, 4464 nt
Organism: Diceros bicornis minor
Lineage: Eukaryota; Metazoa; Chordata; Mammalia; Perissodactyla; Rhinocerotidae
Exons: 10
Coding region: 1-1734 (577 amino acids)
Biological process (GO): immune response; positive regulation of T cell mediated cytotoxicity; antigen processing and presentation of endogenous peptide antigen via MHC class I via ER pathway, TAP-independent
Cellular component (GO): external side of plasma membrane
Source: RefSeq, a predicted model, not a curated record